AAUAAGGAAAAACAGUAACACAUCUUCCUAUAACGGUUACAUUACACCUUUUUCUUUUCUUUUCUUUUUCCCUUUUCUCUCUUUCUCUUACAACAACACCAAAAGACACAACACAACAAUGCAUACAGACAUCAUCAACAUCCACAAAUUCCUCUCAACCAUUCACCAUUAUCUCCGCAGAUCUCGCUAUUUCAAUUUUCAAAACAAAAGGGUUGGAUUACAUUGUAUUUUACAUUUCUGGAAGAGAGAGAAAAAAAUACCCAAAAACACAAAAACAAAAAAGGAACCAUUUUUCCUUUCUUCCAUGAUGUUUCUGUUUCUGGGUAUUAUUCCUUUUCCUCUCUGACUGUGUGUCAGUUUUCAUCGGAAGCGGAUUCAAAACCCGCUUCCGAAAACCGCCUCACUUUCGGGUUAUCAGGUUUAUCUGUUUGGUUUGGUUUGGUUUCGCAGUGAGAUUGACAUCAACUUUGGGUGCAUGUUUGAUUUCACAGUGAGAUUAUUUUGGAUUUAUCUGAGUGAGUGCAUGUUUGGUUUCACGUUGAGAUUCACAAAAUUACGUUGAGCCACUGUGAUUUUACAUAAUAUGGGUUGUGUAAACUCCAAGAAAACGGUGGCUGACGGUGCUGUUACACCGUUGGGACCAUAUGUUCAUUCGAGUUCUCGAAAAAGGAACAAUGGUGGUGGUGGUUCUGGGAGAAGCAUGGCGGUGGAGAAUUCUUGUUCUUCUUAUUCUUCAAGAAAAGGAGAUUGUGGGGCCCAACAAUGUGACCUGAAAUCAGAGGAGUGGAAAAGGGGUAGUUUGAAUAUGAGGAUUGGUUUUUCACAUAGGUUUGUUGAAGGUGAACAGAUUGCUGCUGGUUGGCCUUCUUGGCUUACUUCUGUUGCUGCUGAAGCCAUCCAUGGUUUGGUCCCUCUCAAAACUGAUUCUUUUGAGAAAUUAGAUAAGAUUGGACAAGGUACAUAUAGCAGUGUUUUCCAAGCACGCGAAGUCGAGACAGGGAGGAUGGUUGCCUUGAAGAAGGUGCGGUUUGACACACUUCAACCCGAGAGCAUUAGGUUCAUGGCACGAGAGAUAAUAAUUCUCCGCACGCUUGACCACCCUAACAUCAUGAAAUUAGAGGGUAUAAUCACUUCACAACUAUCAAAUACUAUAUACCUUGUAUUUGAAUACAUGGAGCAUGAUCUUGCUGGCUUAGUAUCUAACCCUGAUAUCAAGUUCACAGACUCGCAGAUAAAAUGUUACAUGAGACAGUUAUUGAGUGGACUUGAGCAGUGUCACUUACGAGGUAUCAUGCAUCGAGACAUUAAAGUAUCGAAUAUAUUAGUUAACAAUGAAGGAGUUCUCAAGAUAGGAGAUUUUGGAUUAGCGAAUACCGUAAGUCCAAAUAGCAAGCACCCUUUAACGAGUCGUGUGGUGACUCUAUGGUAUCGUCCUCCCGAGCUUUUGAUGGGAUCGACAACCUAUGGAGUUUCAGUGGAUCUAUGGAGUGUUGGGUGUGUGUUUGCCGAACUUUUUAUGGGUAAACCCAUCCUUAAAGGGAGAACCGAGGUGGAACAAUUGCACAAAACUUUUAAGCUUUGCGGGUCUCCACCUGAAGAGUAUUGGAAAAAGACUAAGCUUCCGCUUGCAACAAUGUUUAAGCCUCAGACUAGUUACGAAAGCUCGCUUUGGGAGAGGUGUAAAGAUUUUCCUCCAACUGCUGUGAACCUACUUGAGACCUUACUGUCCAUCGAUCCUUCUAAACGUGGUACUGCCUCCUCGGCACUUAUGUCCGAGUAUUUCAACACCGCGCCAUAUGCCUGUUCUCCAUCACUCUUGCCAAAGUAUCAACCAAGCAAAGAAAUGGAUGCUAAAAACCGUGAAGCUAUGAACAGGAAAAAGAUCGGAGGUAAAGUGCGAGAGCGGGAUGCUGUAACAUCAGGAAGGCAAAGACGGGUCCACAAAGUUCUUCAGGAUCCUAAAAGUGUAAACAAACCAGCUUUGAAAGAGGAAAUGCAGAAUAUUUCUCAAAAUGCUUGUAGAGAUAACGGCGAUGGUAAAGCAUAUCAUACAAAGGGAAAAGUAGGAGCUAUACACAAAGAGCAACAUAAAAAAUUAUAUGAUACAAAAGCAGAGGCUGCACAAAUGGUCAAUGGUGGUUACAAUGGCUAUAGCGCAUACUCGGGACCGGCACCAGUCACAGGAUCUAGCGGCUUUACAUGGGCGAAUAGACGAAAUACUUCAUCCAUAUUAUCAGAUGGUUCAAGAAGCAAAGUAAGUGCAAUGGAUCCAACCUUUGCAAAAGGCACUUACGAUUUAACGAAACACGGGAUAGAAGUUUCGAAAAGAAAACAUAAUUACAACACAAGCUAUGGGGGGGACGAGACAUCGAAGCAUGUAUUUCAAAGGCACCAGGGUCGUAAUGGUCAACAAUCGUUUGAUGUAGCUGAUAUUUACCAUUCCAAUUAUUACAUGGAUUUUGAUCUCACAGAUAAAACAGAUGGUCCAAUAAAUGCACAAGGCCAUAGAAAUUAUGGUGAAUUUGUGGAAGAAUCAGUACCAACUAUGAUUCAAACAAAUAAAAAUGAUGAGAUGUUACAUUGGAAUGAAAGUAAUGUGUGGCGGCAAUCUACCCGUAAAUCAAGGUUGGGAAGAGACAAAUGACACAAGGAUAAUUGGAAUAGAGUAACAUUCGCUUCUACAAAGGGUACUUGACUGACUAUACAUUGCGACCAACAAUGGACUCCAUUAUCGACAUUCGAACUGAAUUAACUUCUGACUUCAGCUCUUCUGACAGGGUGACAUUAUCCUUCCUUUUGUUCAUAACAAAGUGUUCAUACAUAGGAGUAACAUUGAAAUAUAUAUAGGAUUACAGUAACAGUCCCAACAUGGAAGAAAAUAUGAUUAAAGAAAAGGUUAAAUUUUAUAAUAGAAUUGUCUUUAGCUUUUUAGUACAUAAAUAAAAUCCUUAUUUAUUUCUUUUUCUUUUCUUCUCAGUUCUUGAGUAGUGUAUGCAUAUAUAUUAAUUGAAAAGAGAGAAAAAUCUUUCAGUAUUU
Cicer arietinum (chickpea) is the source of this 3036-nucleotide messenger RNA. RefSeq names its product cyclin-dependent kinase C-2 C. The record is from RefSeq and is a predicted model, not a curated record. Lineage: Eukaryota; Viridiplantae; Streptophyta; Magnoliopsida; Fabales; Fabaceae. Gene Ontology annotation, molecular function: RNA polymerase II CTD heptapeptide repeat kinase activity; ATP binding. Gene Ontology annotation, cellular component: cyclin-dependent protein kinase holoenzyme complex; nucleus. Gene Ontology annotation, biological process: positive regulation of transcription elongation by RNA polymerase II; protein phosphorylation.